UUAUUCUCCAGCUCUGACUCUGACUGUAAUCCUGAAACCAUUGGCCAGAUCAAGCCCGUCCUCCGCAGCUCGCACUGUUGCUCCCGCGACAAAAACAACGACUUGACAUGACAGCAGCACGGUAACAACAUAAAAAAGGACCUGUGCUGACACUUAAACGUAAAAAUAUAGCAAACCAGACCCAAAAAAUGGGUUUUAUUUCACAUUUGCUCUGUAUCAACGGCGGCAGCCUCGCACGAGGUCUGCCCUGAGCGGCUUCAGGCUAAAGCUAGCUAGCGACACAUACAUCCAGAUCGUUUCUAAAGCACGGGGUUUAUUUCCAGCACUCUGUUAUUCUAGAUUUUGUUGCUAUUUUUGCUGUCACGUUUUUCCAAACGCGUAAGUAUGGCUGGAGCGGAAGACGCGGCUGAAGGGAGCGGCUGUGCGGGGAAGCUGCGCUCGCGCGUCGGCCUCCGGAGCGGCUCGUGCUCCGGCGAGAGUCAAGAGCAGCUCCGCGCCGUGAAAGCAACGCUGCUGGAGCGGCUGGGACCCCACGAGCGCCUGCUCACCUAUCUGCAGUCUGUAUUAUUGUGGGAGAGACCCUUCCACAGCGUCCUACUGUACACGGCCGCCAAUGUCAUGUUCUGGUUUUUUGCUCUGAGCUCUUUGAGGUUGCUUUUUCUGCUGGCAUCAGGUCUGGCUCUGGCUGUUUGUGUCGACACUUGGAGGAAUAAGAUCUGGCCUAAGAUCAGAGUUAAAAAGCAAGAUGAGCGUGAGAAUGAAAGCUGGGGUCUAAUGCAGCCUGGGACUUUGAGUGUGCCUGAAUUAUGCCACCACCUGGCUGAAGUUUGGGUUACGGGCUCUUCCUGUGCAACAGAUAUUGUGCAGUUCAAACGGAAAAAUCCAGGCAAGUUUUGUAUGCUGGUUUGUGGCCUGUUCACCUCAGUGGCCAUGGUGGGGCGCUACAUCCCUGGACUGGUGCUGUCAUACAUGGCUUUGCUGGGUGUGUUGCUGUGCCCAUUGGCGCUGUAUUAUCGACUGUGGCAGCGUGCAUGUGUGAAGCUGGAGCCGGCCCUGCAGUGGCUGGACUUCAGCACCAAAGGAUAUAUGAUGUCAAAGCCUAUAGACAACCAGUUUCUUCGUAAGCCCAUCAGAAGCGGGAUCUCGGAUGACGUAAGUGACAGCGAAGAAGAACUGGCUGCAUUCUGCCCAAUGUUUGAUGAAGCAGCAGUUGCUAAGGAACUGGCAAUGACUGACUCCGAGCACUCGGAUGCUGAGGUGUCGUACAUGGAUAACGGCACCUUUAACCUCUCCAGGGGUCAAACACCCCUCACAGAGGGCUCAGAGGAUCUUGACAGACACAGUGAUCCAGAAGAAUCAUUUGCCUGUGGGCUUCCAGACUUCCCCUCCAUCAACCCAGAUGCCACCCUGAUGGAGGACGAUGAUGAUGCCAGCAUCGGGCUGCCCAGUCUCAACUCAGCUGCGCUCUCUGGCCCUCGCGGCUCUACCUCCGCCCUGCUGGACCUGGACACCCAGAUGGACUCUGAUCAGGAAGAUUUCAACCCUGAGAUCUCCCUCGGCUCCCUAAAUACUACCUCUGACCUCACUAGUAACCUGGCAGGGGUCAUCGCCAGCAACAUGAUCCAGGCGGCCAUCGCAGGAGCCAUGCAGCCCCGCCCACCGCAAGGCCCUCGGAGAGAGAGGGGCCCACGGGCAGGAGCCGCUCCGAGGGCAUACAGGAAGCAGUCGAGCUCGGAGUUAGACACAGACCUGGAGUUUGAUGGCGAGGACUUUGAGAUGUUGGAUCAGUCCGAGCUGAACCAGUUGGAUCCCUUUGGAGGGGGGCAGGGGGGCCAAAACAGAACCCAGGGAUCCAAUUUCCUGUCCGACUUGCUGGGGAAGCCACAGUGAGCCCAUCUUACAGAUACUCCCUCCGUCUGUCUGCUCCUCGUGUCCCUUGCACCUUGAUCCGAGUAGAAGUUUGCAGUGUUGGUUUGAAUGUCUACUGAGAUGCUUUCGAUUUAUCUGAGUAAGUGCGACGGAGAGAGAGGGUGUUUUGUUUUGCACUGUUAAUGUAAUAUUAGAUUCACUUGCCAGGUUUCCUCCACUGGCUGCAGUUGAUAUCACUGUGAAGUAAUCUUGUUUGUAGUCUGAAUCUUCUCUGUUUAUGCUCUGUGAACUUCCGUGUCCUCUCUCAUUCGUGUGUGAAAGACUCCGAUUUACUUUGUAGGCUAAGCAAUAGGACACCAAUCAUAGAACCAUUUAAAAAGAUCCAAAAUCUCUAAAACUUCUUAGAAACCAGCAAAACAAAUACCAGAUCUUUUUACUACAUCCAAGUCUUAUAGAUCUUUCACAUCAGUCGCUGUAUUGUUUGUGUCUUCAAUAAUAACACAUGGGACCAAAUCAGACAUUCCAUCAUCAAUGCAAAGUCAAGACCCUUAGGUUAUACAUAUACGCCUGUAAUAAAGAAAUCUACAGUCAAGACAUUGCUGAGCAGAGGAGUCUGAUGAAGUAGCAGUGACAUAUUAAGGCCGCAGCCUCAUCUCUUGUUUUUUUUAAAGUGGUAGUUCACCCAAAAAUCGAAAUUCUGUUAUCGUUUACUCACGCUCAUGCCAUUUCUAAAGCUGUAUGACAUUCUUUCUUCUGUAGAACAUACAAGACGACAUUUUGAGAAAUGUCUCAGUGU
Messenger RNA from Sinocyclocheilus grahami, 2665 nucleotides. Its product is annotated as protein FAM134C-like. NCBI's taxonomy places the organism in Eukaryota, Metazoa, Chordata, Actinopteri, Cypriniformes, Cyprinidae. The coding region runs from base 385 to 1890 and encodes 501 amino acids. The transcript has 9 exons. Gene Ontology annotation, biological process: reticulophagy. The record is from RefSeq and is a predicted model, not a curated record.